GAGCGGAAGGGGCCGGGAGGCGGCGGAAGCGAUGCUGCGACGGAAACCAACGAGGUUGGAGCUGAAACUGGACGAUAUCGAGGAGUUCGAGGGAGUCCGGAAGGACCUGGAGAGCCGCAAGAAGCAGCGGGACGAGGCGGACGUGGCGGGCGGCGAGGAGGCGGCGGGCAUCGCGCUGGGAGCCGAGCACAAGAGCCGGGAGCAGCUCAUCAACGACCGCAUCGGGUACAAACCGCAGCACAAGGCCGGGGUCCGAGCCGCGCACUUCGGCACGUUCGAGUUCUGACGGUGCCGCUGCUCCCGGUACCGAACGGAGCCACACGAGGCUGUUUUAAUAAAUGGGCUUUUUUACAAACCGA
Messenger RNA from Coturnix japonica (Japanese quail), 359 nucleotides. RefSeq names its product cell division cycle 26 (gene CDC26). Gene Ontology annotation, biological process: regulation of mitotic cell cycle; protein K11-linked ubiquitination; anaphase-promoting complex-dependent catabolic process. The record is from RefSeq and is a predicted model, not a curated record. Gene Ontology annotation, cellular component: anaphase-promoting complex. NCBI's taxonomy places the organism in Eukaryota, Metazoa, Chordata, Aves, Galliformes, Phasianidae.